Molecule: messenger RNA, 297 nt
Organism: Rotaria sp. Silwood1
Lineage: Eukaryota; Metazoa; Rotifera; Eurotatoria; Philodinida; Philodinidae
Source: the annotation of a GenBank genome assembly
AUGACUGAUGAUGAAAAACGUUUAAUGAUCGAAAGAGUAUAUCAAUGUACAGAAUUAAUACUUGGCUUUGAUCUUAAAGAUAUGAAAAAUCAUAGAAUGUCUUCAUUUCCAUAGAACGCUGUUCCAUUUGGUGGAACAGUAAUGACAACUGGUUUAUUUGUCAAUGAAUAUUCUGCAAUUGUUGCAUUUGAGGCACCUAAUAUAAUCAUUUGUUCAAUAGCUGAAUAUGAAGCAACAAUUCCAUCAACUGAAUUACAAGCUUAUAAAAAUAUGAAUGCAAAUUAUGGUCUUUAUUGA